Podarcis lilfordi (Lilford's wall lizard) is the source of this 22514-nucleotide messenger RNA. The record is from the annotation of a GenBank genome assembly. NCBI's taxonomy places the organism in Eukaryota, Metazoa, Chordata, Lepidosauria, Squamata, Lacertidae.
GGCUGCCAGCCCGUUUCAGCUGCCUGAGGUGAAGGCGGCCGACAGCCUCGCUCUUUGCCCAAAGGAGAGGGCGAAACCCGAAACGGUGCUUUUCGGCCGUUCAGUUUUAUUAUUUUCUGUGUGUUGGGGGGGGAGAGGUUCCCCCGCUUCCCGUGCGCGUGGGACCCGCGUCUCAGCAUUCCCACGUGCAGCGGUGUGUUCGACGCGGCCUCGGGGCGAGCUCCGCCCAGCCGCUCCUUGAAAAGCGGGUCGCGCGCUCACGGCGCCGGUGGGCGGGGCUCCGGGCUGCCCUUUUACGCGCUUGCGCGCGACGUUGCCGGACGCCCUUUCCUCGUAGACCGAGCUGGUUGUGCUUGCGGCAAGCGCCGCGCGAGAGGGCCUGCCUGGGAAAGGUGAUGCGCCGGGGGAAGCGGGUGCGUGGCCGCGGGGGAGGCCGCCGGGAGAAGGGCUUUUCUCGGGAGGAGGGGCGGGCGGGCGGGCGGGGGUCUCGCGGGCGGCAGCCCCAGAGGGCGCGUGCUCCGUCUGGCUGUGGUCCAGCUCCAUGCAAAUACCGCAUGGUGUCUGCACCCUUUGCAAGGCGCGGAGGUGGCGGCGGCUUCGCGCAGCCUUGCGCUCCAGGCACGCUCGUUCCCUCUCCUCCCAUUCAUUUGCCUACAGAGCUCGCUGGCGGGCGGGGAAAAAAAAAAAAAAAGGUUGUGCGCGAGGUUUUGCAUUAUGCAAUGGGAGAGGCUGGCUCUGGGAACUUGGGGGUGGGCGCUAUCCCGUUUGCAUUGCGGCCCUAAAAGGGCUCUGUCUCUCGCUGCAUGCCCAAAAGGGGCCCUUCGCCCUCGCAAGUCCCUUUCCCCGUUUUUUUCCCUUUGUUAAAAGUCUCUGCGCAUUUCUUGCGCCGCGGUCGAUCUCCUUGUAAGCUUGCCUACGUGACAUUGCUCGGCUUUGACCUUUUCUUUAGGCCGACCAGGGCUUGAGGCGUCCCUUCUCCGCAUAAUGUGGGGUGGGGUGAAGUAAGGGCGGGCGGGCGGGGAAGAUCUCCAGGCUAAUGGGUUGUUUGAGGCGGGGGGGGGGGAAUGCAAUUUGUGGGCUUUGUGCUUUGUAGAGCAGAGCUGAAAUCGUGCUUCUCGACAGGAGGAGGACCUAUUACUGGGGAAUAGGAAAGGCGCUACAGAAAUCUUGUGGGGGGGGGGGGAUGUUUUACCGUUUACCAGUCGGAAGUAUCCGGGGAGAACGUGGGGCAUGUAUGCGCUGCUUUUUGUGUAGUUGCAGGAUCCUGUUGUUAGGGAUAGGGGCCCUUAGGUGAACCUCCAUGGGUUUUGACUGGGGAGGGGAGCUCUACAUGUGCUUGGAGCGCAUGGCUCCAUAUUUCCUGACCUUGAAGGGAUAACUGGGGGCCCAGCAUGCUGGGAAAGGAAGGGGUGAGGCAACAAGCGUGCCCAUUGGCUGUUACUCCUUCUCCCUCGCGGUUUCUGCCCCAGCUUGCUUAUAUAAAGAAGUAACGAUGGGUUAUUACAGGAGGCUCAUUUUUCUUGAUAUUUCUGGGCCCAGGGCCUUUUACUCAUCUUCGUUUCAAUUCUUUGUUCUGCCCACUCAUGUGCUUGUCUGCUGGUGCAGUAUGACUUGCUGCUUUUCCAUUAAUUUUCCUCUUCCUGCCCAGUGCAGAGUUGUUGAAGGCUGCCUUGUUAGGCAUAGUGCCAAAUACAGAGGGAAACCCCUUGGUUUAUUUAGUUUACAUUGACCAGCCAUGGCUCUCCAGGAUUUCGGACAGGAGAUUCCCCCAAAUCUGAUUGAACCUGGAACCUUCUGCAUGCAGAGCAAAAGCUCUACCAGCAAGCUUUAUUUUGAGAACACUUUAAAUGUAUAGCGUGUAUGCAGCCCAAGUUAAAAGGAGCUUCAGAAACAAAUCUUGCUAGAAGAGCUUCUGUAGAGGCUUGUGUCACCACCCUAAAGUACAUCCUUAGGACAUGGUUUGUGUUGCUGUGCAAAUGUGGCGGACCCUUGCAUCACAGGUUAAUUGUGCAGUCAGACCGGUUAAGAAUAGAGGAGAUAGAAGGGAAGUAGUUGCAAUAGUUGAGUGCCUUUAAAUGAAUUCACCCGUGAGUUCCCACAGAAUCCCACCACACAUGUAGGGCAGAGAUGUUUGACUGUUCUGAUGACUUUGUGGCAAGUGGCUGCUACUGCAUGCUAGAACAUUAUUUAAUUCAACAGGACUUCUUUUAAGAAGGCUAGAUUAGGAUUCUUCUGUUAAACAAUUACUUAGAUAGUAAUGGCAGUGUGAUUGAGGUUUUCAUGUUUUCCAGGUGUUUGUUUUUUUUACUGCGUGAAGGUGAAGGGAGGUGACACUAACCUUUGAUCAGCAGAGUGCUUAGCAGCAGCAGCAGCAGCCGUUGAGCAGGGGUGGCAAAUUGUUUUAGUGCUGGUAGGAUCAGGGGUAAAAGGAGGCACUGACGGGGCAGCCUAUAAGGGGUUGAUCCUUAGUGUGGCAGAGGAAGCUCUUAUUUGUUUUACUAGCUAUAAAUGGGGGGGGGGGACAGCCCAUGAAGGGAGGGGUGUUGGGCGGGGCCUCACUGUGAGAGGUGGGUUGGUUUCAUACAUGCACUCUUAACCACAAAACUCUUACCUCAUGGCUUUAAUGGGAGUCUGGGGUGAGAGGCUAAACUGAAGGUGAUUGAAGCCAUCUAUUGCCGACAGAGUGUCUUCCUGAGAGGAUUACUGAGAGGUGAUUUUGAGCACUUUAUAGUAAAUGAUCAAGCAGCUAGGAACUGUCUGCACAUUUUAGUCUAUAUGAAAAAAAAUUGUGCACUUCACUAAUUUUUAUAGCAUUUGGCAUAGUACUGCCAUGUGCUGCCUUCUGAUUAUAUUAUUGUAAAAUAACUGCAUUGGAAGUGUUUUGCAUAUCUGUCUCUGGUUUAUUAUUUGCUUUAGCUAACGGAUAUCAGUUGAUAUGCUUUAAGUAUUUUAUAAUGAAAUGUUAUGAUCCUGUUAUCAAAAUGAAUUAUUUGGAUUUUAUAUCACGUUUUGAAAUGAAUUAGCAUUUAGAUAGUUAUAGUUACAAUAUAUUGAUUUGCAUUUUUUUGUGCUUGAGAUAUUUUAUGCACUGUAGAAAGAAGCAGGCUAGAAAUUGAAAUAAUAAAUACGUAUUUUAUAAAUAAAAAUGGGGUGUAUAGUCUGGUUGACAGUACAGUUACGCUGAACAGAUCAAUGCUUCCCAUGUACAUGAAGGUUCAUGGUGAGUUGACUUGUUUAGGACAGUUUCAACAAGCAGUUUGUGCCACCUAGUCAGUGGUUUAGCUUUCUGGCACACCUUGGGCUCUGCCAUUCAUGGUGCCCUGCAGAUACUGAAAUGAACACUUAGCCACCAAUGGAAAGCCUUGGCAGUGAGCUGGUGACACACCUAGUGCUACUGUAAACAUUAGUUUGUGAAGUUAUAGGUAAAGUAUAUCUAUUACUUUUCUGCCUUGCCAUGAAUGAAAAUAUGUUCUAAGAGUUCUAGAACUCUUGCUUUAUUCAUUGUGCUGAAGACUCCUUGACUGCUAUAGUAGUGCAAGGUAUGGUGAGAUUAAAUCAGGCCAAACUGGCUUGUUUGACUCCUUCAUAAACUGUUAGAACAAACUGGUAAUUCCAGCAUAUUGCAACUGCAGUGUUUCUGGCAAUCCUAGAACCUACUCAAACAAGCUAAAUAAGGCAGUGUGCUGAACCAGUUUGUGAAUGAAAUACUGUAGAACUUUAUUACUUUACGUUGAGAGUAGUUCCAGAUUCUUUCUAGCUCAACUUCCUGUGACAGAAUAUUAAGACAGUAGAGCACAAGUGCAAUUAAAAUAUUAAUUAUGUGGUCCUCCACAUGUUGGACUCAACAGCCCCAGCCAGCCUGGGCAGUUGUCAGGGAUAAUGGGAGUCGCUGUCCAACAAUAUCCAGAGGACUACAGGUUCUUCAUCACUACUUUAGGUAGAUGCUUGGAAUGUGGAUGUGUAAUAACUUAAAAGUUUAGCCUGAGGUUUGCCACUUCUGUAAGCUGUUUCUGGUUUGGUGUUUAAUGGAGCUGUGUGCUUGUUGAUCCACUUCAGUAGCUGCAAGCAUUUAACACCUACCUAACGGGGCCACCGGUGUAAAAGGUGAUUCUGUGUACCCUAGUAUUCCUGAAGCCGAAGUUUGAAAGGGACAUAUCAGUUGCCUCCUUCUGUGGAAGACUCAUUGCUUUCUACAGAAAGGUGGAGUUCGUUUGCUUGCUAUCUAAGUGCAUAGCAGCUUACCCAGUUUUCCUCGAAGUGGUUAUCUUCUCUGGCCAGGCUAUGGGAUCAUUUGCGGAUGUGUAAUAGCCAGAGAUAGACUGUGGCUAAGCUUGACUCCUGAGCUUCAUGUAACUCCAAACACAGUAUAUAUGUAUGCUUGGCACAUUUUCACAACCGAGAGACUGGCCAUUCUGCCAUGUAUUGGGACUUCUGGGGGCUGCUUCUUGCUUGAUGUGUUGGAUACAGCAUAAAGACAUGCACCUUGCAUCAGUUCUGAAGGUGCACGUGAACUCAUAUUUCUAUUAGUUCAAAGAAGUAAAAUAGCUGCUGCCGAAAUCUUACACCUUAUAUAUUUUGCCAAGAAAAGAAGCUGCUUGGAAACACUAUUCAGAACGGGUGCUGGCAUUUAGAACUUUAGCAUCUACCUAAAUAUAAAAUGUCAAGAUCUGAGGAAGCUUGGAAAGUCUGUGUUCAGGGACUGAUUGAAGAUCAAAUCUUGUUGGGAGGAUUGGAGGUAAUAAACUAAUCUGAGCCACUUGAUCCAACUGAAUGAAGAGCUUGGCCUGAUAAGGAUAAAUCUGGGUGUAGGUUUGAGUCUUUUUACAGGUAAUAGAGCUUCAGUUUAGUUUUAUGUGCAUGCUGCCUUUCUGCAGUGGACCAUCCAGGAAGUAUUUCACAAUAGGCAUCAAAAUACAGCAUUGAAACAUCCCAUGUCGCUAACCCAGAAAUAGUACCUCGGGUUAAGAACUUUGCUUCAGGAUGAGAACAGAAAUCACACGGCAGCAGUGGGAGGCCCCAUUAGCUAAAGUGGUGUCUCAGGUUAAGAACAGACCGCCAGAACGAAUUUAGUUCUUAACCCCGAGGUACCACUGUAUUACAAUUAUUUAUACCGUUCCACUCAUUAUACAGUCCUUUCAAAGCAGAUUACAGGAGUCAUUCAAAUACAUUUAGUGGUUUUUAAAAAGGCUUUCCUACAGGAUAGUUGGUGGUAGUGGUAAGAAAGAGAAAGUCCAGCUGGAUAGGUUCUUGAGAUUGCUUACUAACCAAUUCACACCUCAUAUGUAGCAAUCAACAAGCCAGAUCAACAAUAAUUUAUUUGUAUGCCGCCCAUCUGACUGUGUUGCCCUAGCCACUCUGGGCAGCUCCCAACAAAAAAUAGUAAAAACUCAAGACAUGACAUACUAAAAAGGAAAAACCUCUCACCUCAACCAUGACUACAGCUGCAGUUAUUGCCGACCAAGAAAAUUGGCAUGCAAAAGCAUAGCAGUGGCAUGCGGGAUAAAGUAGCUGUAUUGCUGAACGCCAGCAAAAGAUUACUAGUUAGGGCUUCUGUGAAGAUUUUUCAUCCUUAAGCUCCCCUUUCCACCCCUAAAAUAACUCGGUGAAAUCUGCGCAUAGACUUCAUGCCAAGCUUACAUAGGAACUCUAAACAACAGUUUCUAAAUGUAGAUGUGUUAAAGGUCAUCUACUCUGUAUGUGACAGGUGAAGCCUGUCACAAAGAAAGUCCUUGAAAGUAGCGGGCAUGGCUGCAGAACUGAGCUACUCAGGACAAAAUUUCCAUCCUGCCAUGUGAAUUAUACUUGUUAUAAAUAUAUAUGUAUAUAUUAUUAAUUUUCCAAAAACUAUACAUAUUCAAACAUAAAGAAAAGAGUUGACUUCCCCUUAGUCCCAUCCCUGGUUCCGUUGUUUAUCAUCAUACUGCAUGUCCAUUUUUAAAUUAAAAAGUGAUUGAAAUUAAUUAAUUGUCCAUUCAUUUAAAAGGGAUGCGGGUGGCGCUGUGGUCUAAACCACAGCCUCUUGGACUUGCCGAUCAGAAGGUCAGCGGUUUGAAUCCCCACAAUGGGGUGAGCUCCCAUUGCUCGGUCCCAGCUUCUGCCAACCUAGCAAUUCGAAAGCACGCCAAAAAGUGCAAGUAGAGAAAUAGGCACCAAUCUGGCGGGAAGGUAAAUGGUGUUUCUGUGCGCUGCUCUGGUUCUGCCAGAAGUGGCUUAGUCAUGCUGGCCACAUGACCCGGAAAACUGGACAAACGCCGGCUUCCUCGGCCUGUAAAGCAAGAUGAGCACCACAACCCCAGAGUCGUCCGCGACUGGACUUAACUGUCAGGGGUCCUUUUAAUGUCCUUACUAGUACUUGAAUUAGAGUAGUAAUUAAUUCCCGAGUUGCAUCUUGUUUACAAAAGGUGCAGCUUUUAAGUUCAGAUGGCACUGUUGCAUGGCUUCAAUAGUUGCCUGGUGUCCUGUGGCAUCUCUGGUAAUGGGUGCUAGCUAGGGCCACUGCUUGUGGCAGCUGCCAGUGUGUCCUCUUUCUGCAGGAAGUGCAUCACUGACAGUGGGUAACAGGUGGUAAGUGAGCCAGGUAGCCAUGUUGGAAAGCUACCUACUAGCUGGUGUUUAUAAAUGCCAUUUCCUAAUACUAUGUGGCUCAAUAAAGAUAGAAUGGAGUACAGUGCACCUGUAUAUCAAAGUGUUGCAGAUAAUCUGUCCGUGUGGUUGUAGAGGCCUCUAGUGGUGACUGCCGCUUUUAGUUUUGAUGGGAAGAGCUCUUGUGCCUUAUAGAUGUGGCUUUUACUGUCCUAAUGAAGACCUUGCUUUGCUAAAAUGUCUUCAAACAUCUGUGUUUCAGUUAAGUACCUGAAGGAGUGACCAGCUAUGGAUCAUGCUAGGAAAGCAAUAUUUAACAUGGUAAGGAUGAUCAAACUGCAUUAUCAGGUUUACUCAAAUAAUAAAAAUUCCCUGGCCAAAACCUUGAUGCACCACUUAGUCCCUGUCUUUACAUGUAGCUUGGUCUGCAAAAGCUGUUCCAGCAUGCAGAAUUGGACCUGAAUGGCACUCUUAAUUAUGGGGAUGCUGUUCUGGCUUCCCAGGUGGUGCUAAGCUGUAGUUCCCACCAUUCUUGAUGAUUGGCCAUGCAGGCUGGAGAUAAUGGGGACAGGGGGGCCACUGGCUAUCUACCCCACUUUGUCACAGAGAACUGUAGGUAGCCAGUUGUCCAAUGGAAACAAGUAUUUGUGCUUGUACGUGCCUGAAGUAGCUCCUCAACUGCUGAGCUUAAAUCUAAGCCUUCCCAUGUAGAUUGGUCCUUAGGCCUAGAGACGCAUGGGUUAAUUAUGACCACAGUUAUGAAUGAGCAGGGUCAUGUCUAUGUAAAUGCUUUGGACUGAUUAUGUCAUGUUCGUUAAUCUCAUAAGCCCAGAUAGGUUUAUGUUCUGCAGCAUCUAACUUGGGAAUCGAAAAUACUGCAUGCUGUCCUACCCCCCCACCCCAAUUUUAUUUUUAAGCCAAGUAUGUGAGACCUUGCUUUGGAUGUCAUGUUGUUUUAUAUAUUUCUGCCUCCUUUCCUUGAUUCAGUCGAGAUAUACAGUAGGGAAAGAACAGCCAGACUUAUUCAUAUUCAUAUAUGUACCAGAUUUUAUUCCAAUCUCAGAUAUUCAAUUAUUACAAAUAAUUUGCAGCAAGGCUAUUAUAUUAGCAGACGGCAGCAAAAGCAAUCUUGAAAGUUCAGCAAACUUGUUAUGGCAUAAUUUUUUGUGAACUACAUUCCUUUUCAUCAGAUGAAGUCAACCACAGCCUGCAAAUUCUUAGGCCAUAAUAAAUGUGUUAGAUUUUAAAAUGCCAUAAAGCUGUUUUACACUCUGAAGUUCUAAUCAGGUGAGUGGAAUUAAAGGCCUCUAUUUGUGUUAUCAGUACCAACAAAUGAGCUUGACUUUUUGGUGUCUUUAAUAUUAGCACUCUUCAUUCAUCUCUGAUGAAUUCUUUUUUUCUAUCUAGUUUGGAGGAGAGCCGCUCUCGUACACCCGCUUCAGUCUGUCUCGACAGCCAGAUGGAGACAACAGUCAUGUGGAAAUGAAACUGUCUGCUGAAGAUGAGGAAGGUAUUGAAAAUGGAGGAAUUGACCAUCUUCAUACCCGACCAAUAAAACCAAGGAACAACAAUCGACACCUCUGCUGUGUACUUACUGGGGCAGCUCUCCUUUUCCUUAUAGGUAAGAUGAAUAGGUGAGAAGUAAAGAGCAAUUUGUGGGUUUUUUUGGUAUCUUCCAAGGCACACUGAAUAAUGCAUUCCCUCCGGUAGGCACAAUUCAGCAGUGUUUCCUAGAAAAUAAACUUGGUGUAUUAAAAGUUAAAAUGGUGCCACAUGGGUAUUAGAUCUUCUAGGGAGGAUUUACUUAUGGACAUAUACAGGAGUAUCUUCAUUACAGGAAAAUAAAGAAAAAAUGAUGCAGCAAUGGUAUCAAACCACAGGAAUAGUCAUAGACUUUAAAAAACCCACCCUGAUCUCUGCUGGAAUUGUAAAAAAAGUAAGAGGGGAAUUUUGUCCAUUGGUGGUGCUCCCGUGAACAUGCUAGAAGUUCCUCUGAAUUUUGAAUUUCUUAGGUUUGCAUAUGUAAAGCCAGCAUCUAUUCAUCAACUAUUUCAAUUUUACAAAGUCUGGAAUACUGUACAGUUGUACCUUGGUUUUCAAACUUAAUCUGUUCCAGAAGUCCAUUCGAAAAGCAAGGUGCGGUUUCCCACAGAAAGUAAUGCAAAAUGGAUUAAUCCAUUCCAGACUUUUAAAAACAACCCCUAGAACAGCAGUUUAACAUGAAUUUUUCUAUUUAACGAGACCAGUGAUCCAUAAAAUAAAAGCAAACAAUGUACUUCAGUCACACAGUCAAUCAGUAGCUGAACUGGGUUCCACACAAUCACACACAAAAAAGAGCCACAAAAAGGCAAAAUAAAUAGCAAAAACAGACAGACCUCAGUGUAACACUCAAACGGAAGUGUGGCACUCAAAUUGUCAGCAUAACACUCAAAAUGAAAGUGUAACACUCAGUGGAGCACGUUUGGUUUCUGAAAAGUUCGCAAACUGGAACACUGCAGUGUUUGGGUUCCAAGUUGUUUGAGUACCAAGGCGUUUGAAAACCAAGUUACCACUGUAUUUGUGUAUAGCAUAUUGCAUUUUAUUUUGUACAGUGGUACCUUGGGUUACAGACUCUUCUAACCCAGAAAUAGUACCUCGGGUUAAUAACUUUGCUUCAGGAUGAGAACAGAAAUUGUGGUGCGGCGGCAGCAGGAGGCCCCAUUAGCUAAAGUGGUACCUCAGGUUAAGAACAGUUUGAGGUUAAAAACGGACCUCCGGAACGAAUUAACCCGAGGUACCACUGUAUUGGUUUUUGAUUUGUAAACCACCUUGAGGUUUGUUUGUUUUUAAGAAAGGUGGUAUAUAAACUAAGUCCAAUGAAUAAAUCUACACAAACAGGAUUCCUGAUUGGCUAUCUGAGUUUCCGUGGAAGGAUACAGGCAAUGAAAAGUGAAGAUGGUGUUGAAGCAUGCCAUGGCUAUCAAUGCUCAACCGAGCCUGAAGAUGACACACCGGAACCAGAACCUGUGCUAUACUGGAGUGACCUUAAAAGCAAGUUGUCGUCCAGGCUGCGCUCUGCAGGUUUCAGAGAGAAAAUUGAGUAAGCUUUUUUAGAAACCUUCUCAAAAAUCCUUUCUAAAAGAGCAUUUCAGUAGACUCAAAAUAAUGGCUGGCUGCAAUGCUUGGCUUCUGGAAACAUAACUUAACUGGAAUACCUAUGUGUUCAGGUUCGGUCAGAAAGAUGCUGGCAGUCCAGGAGAUGAGAACCUAGCCAAUAUCAUUCAUCAAGAGUUUGAGAAUUCCAACUUGGAUAAAGUCUGGAAUGAUGAGCACUACGUCAGGCUGCAGACCCCAGGGUAUGUGCUUCUUCAGUUCUUCAUAUCAGAGCUCCUCUGGUCGGUCUCAAACAUUAGAGCUGAUUCUAUAUGAAGCUGUCAACAAGGUCUCUGCAGUAUAACUUGGUUGGCAGAUCUUCUGAGAAUUAACCCAAUGUGGAAAGCCAAAAUACAGGAAGUGAAUAUUCACAUAUUAGAAAAGAACAGGCUUCCUAUCUAGUAAGGUCCAGGUUCAAAUUGAUCUUAAGGCUGUGAUUUCUGCUGUUGUCCUCCUGGUCCUAGGGUAGUGGUCACAGGGUUAGCUGUAACCAGUAAAAACUAGCACAGGCUUGCAUUUCAAAGCUCCCCAAAGAGUGAUAGUUAGAUGGUCCAGGAUAUGUGCAGCCCUUAGUUGUGUAACUGGGACUAAAAACAUUUUAAAAUUCUGUGUUAACGCUCUGAUUGACUGCUGUUAUUCUUCUUUCUUAGAUCUCCGAAUGUAGUUUCCCUGGAACAGCCAAGUGAAACUUUGGAGACUCCUCAAGCUUAUGUAGCAUACAGUGAAAGUGGAAAGGUUUCUGUAAGUUGGCUUGGCUUGUUAGGUACCUGAAGUUCUGCUUUCAACGUAGUGGCAUGCUAGUUUGUACAUUAAGUAAAACUUGCUUUGGCCAGUAAGCUGGUUUGCAAUGGUCUAGACCAGGCACCCCCAACCUUUGGCCCUCCAGAUGUUUUGGACUACAAUUCCCAUCAUCCCUGACCACUGGUCCUGUUACCUAGGGAUCAUGGGAGUUGUAGGCCAAAACAUCUGGAGGGCCACAGGUUGGGGAUGCCUGGUCCAGACCCAUGGCUCCCAAUGUGGGGCACAUGCCCUACAGGGGGGCAGUUUGAUUUUUAAGAAGGGCAAUUCGAGAAUGAGUUAUUUACAGUUAAUGGCCUUUUAGGCUUCCUCCACAUGAACCGUUCACUUUUUGAAUAAUAAGAAUUAUAUGUUGGGUGGGGGGCAUCAGGAUUUUAGAGAUGUUUAGGUGGGGCAUGGCCAAAAAAACGGUUUGGGAAACACUGGUCUAGACUUAACUCGAUGUGUUACCUGAAAACAAAACUUCAUCUUUAAUGUCGCCUAUAUAAGUCAAUGGGCAUGUGUAGCGUGUAGAACACUAGCCCUAACUCACGUGAAGAAGUGGAUACAAUCAAGUAAGGUCUCCAGGCCUUAGAAAAUAUUCCAAGCACUGUUGGGCCAGGGGUUGGACCUCAUGCUCUGCUUAGACAAUUGGUUGGCUACAUUUUCUCAGUCAUGCUGCCUGAGAUGCUUUAAGAUCUCUGGGGAUGAAACAGGAACCGUUCUUCAUCGUAGCUCAGGAAGGUGUCUCUAGUGUGAAAUCUUGUGGUCUGCUUGAAAGGAGAUGCAGCAAGAUUAGUUUGCCGCUUAAUUGCUCUUUUAUAGGGAAAACCUGUUUAUGCCAACUAUGGGCGCAAUGAAGAUUUCUAUCAACUGCUGCAGAAAAAUGUCAACUUAACUGGAACAGUGAUCCUUGUGAGAGCUGGAGAAAUUGCUUUUUCUGAAAAAGUAAGUUUUCUGCUCUUAAGACAAGACCAGUAAAGAUGCUGCAUGAUAAAGGAAUUUGUAGGGAGCCUGUGGUGGCUCUUCCAGUUCCCUGUUCAACUCCCAUCUCUUUUGCACGUGUCACGAAUGCUCAGGACUCACAAGCUGGCACUGUCUCCAGAAUGGACAUGCAACAGACGCCAUCCUCUGAGCCAAAUUGAACUCUAUGAUCUACCUGGUGCUUCCCAGGUCAUUCUUGUGCUCUGCAAAAAAAAACCAGUCUGGCUACUAAAUAAAAGCAUAUGUGCCACUAUGGCUGUGAAUGGACAGAAGCAUGGGAAAAUGACUACAUGGUGGGCUGUAGAGCUUUUACAGAUACUGGGCAAUGGUCACAGUGGAAUGGCUCUACUAAUUGACCAGUUCCAUUUAAUAUUUUACUGUUUUCUUUGGCACAAACCUGCUAAUAAAUAUGCUAAAUGCCUCCUCCUCCUAGGUGGCAAAUGCCAAGAAGAUGGGUGCUGUAGGAGUCUUGAUAUAUCCAGAUCCAGCUGACUAUGCAGAACUUGGAGAGAGCUAUUCCCAAUUUGGACACGUGAGUGGUUUCCUAUACCUCCUUGGGUGAAUGUGGGUGCCUCUUCUGCAGGCUUCCUAGAUGGAUUCUGGAGCCUGCCUAGCACAGCAAAUGAAAGACAAAGACAAAUAGCUUCCUCUUGAGCAAACAGAGGCGUAAUCCCACCCUUUUAACUUGUGAAUGCCCUGAAAUAGACCUGUUUGAACUGCUUUUUGGUCUCCAUUUUUCAUAUAAUUCUUGGAUUUUGCCUUGGCAGGCUCAUCUUGGGACAGGAGACCCUUUUACUCCUGGAUUUCCGUCUUUCAACCAUACUCAGUUUCCCCCAGUUGAAUCCUCAGGCCUCCCACGCAUUCCAGUACAAACUAUUUCAAGCUCUGCUGCAAUAAAAAUAUUCAGGUAAACAAACUCUCCCUUCAAGCUAAUGAUAGUCAGUACCCUUUCUCAAGAGCUACUGUUACCAGAUUUAAGGAUGAUAUGCAGUUUUUUUUAAAAAAAACCCAAAUCAGAGCAGCCGCCCCCCCAAAAAAACCCCUCACCUUCAAAAACAGAUGGAAGUUUACUGGAUUAAAGCUGCUAUAAUGCCUGGCAAAAAUGUGUUUGCCUGGCACCUGAAUGAUAGCAAUGCCCCCAUAUUCCCAGCUAGGAAUUCCUACAACAUAGCAGCAUUUGGGGGAGAGGGACAGCCUCCUUCCUGACAAGUUACUCCUUGCACUCUGCUAGGCAGAAGCUGUAAUGCUCUGUAGCUGAUUGGAAGUAGGUGCCUCCCUAUAGUCCAAAGCUGCUGACUGUGAUGUGAGGAAGUUUUGUGCUUUCUAGGAGCUAUCUCUGGUUGCCUCUACCAGUAGAAAUAAACAGUGUGUUAGGCCCAGUAAAGCUGCUUGCUGAAUUCCUUUUGUGCUUUAAAUCACCAAGAGUCCAGAAUUUGGCUAUUAGGACUGUCAUUUCAGGAGGACCUUGGUAGGAGGCGCUGUGUGCUUCAAAUAACUAGUUUUCCCUCUUUUCAGCGCUAUGAAUGAGCCAGACUGUCCAAAUCCAUGGAAAGGAGAUCUCCCUGUUUACAAGCUUCGGUCAGAUUCUCAUGGAAGAAGUGUGACGCUGCAGGUGAACAAUGAGCUUGUGGAAAAGAAAAUCCUAAACAUCUUUGGUGUGAUCAAAGGCUUUGAGGAUCAAGGUAAAAGCUUUGCCAAUCUGUUGCAGAUGUAAAAGGGAAGGAUUAAUAAUAAUAAAUUUUAUUUAUAUCCCGCCCUCCCCAGCCGAAGCCGGGCUCAGGGCGGCUAACAACACUAAAAUAGUGCAACAUUAUAAAAACAUUAUAAAAAUUAAUUAAAGUCAAAAUUGAUGGCAACCAUAAACUAAAGUUUUGUAAAGAUUGCCAAAGGAGGGAGUCAGGCUGCGCCCUGACCAAAGGCCUGGUGGAACAGCUCUGUCUUGCAGGCCCUGCGGAAAGAUGUCAAGUCCUGCAGGGCCCUUGUCUCUUGUGACAGAGCGUUCCACCAGGUUGGAGCUGCAGCCGAAAAAGCCCAGGCUCUAGUUGAGGCCAGCCUAACCUCUCUGUGGCCUGGGACCUUCAAGAUGUUUUUAUUUGAAGACCGUAAGUUCCUCUGUGGGGCAUACCAGGAGAGGCGGUCCCGUAGGUACGAGGGUCCUAGGCCGUAUAGGGCUUUGAAGGUUAAAACUAGCACCUUAAACCUGAUCCUGUACUCCACCGGGAGCCAGAGCAGCUGGUAUAGCACCGGAUGAAUGUGAUCUCGCAGCAAAGACCCCUUAGUUCAUUUCUUACCAUUUCGUGAUUCAGAGCUCCCUCAUGGCAUUGGGAGGGAUCUUGAUGGGCAUUUGGCCUACUCCCUACUCUGCAAGUGAUCUACAGAGAUGCUGUGUGGGCAGCAUGCCAGACUACUUGCCCAGCCUGUGUUCAAUAACAGAGCACAGUCCAGACUCACAGGAUGAUGAUACCUGUAAUGGAAAUACUGCAAGAUGGCUAACAUGAAGCAGCCUAGCAAGAUGCUCCAUUGAAUGCAUGAUGCCUGUUUGGUAGUGAAAUAGAUGGCUAAGAGAUACUGAAACGCAUCCACACAUUGCAGUUUGGUGCUGUUGAGCAGAAGAAGGUUGUGGCUGCAUAAUAUACUAGGAUAAUGGCAUAGGCUAGUCCCCAAGUCUUCAGCUGACUUAGUUGCAAGGAACUGGUGUGCAUCAUAACACAGUGUGUGUUAAGCAUACCCUUAGUUCUCCAUCCUGCGAUUCUGAUAGAGGCUCUAACGGUUGAUCCCUGUCUUGCAGAUCGGUAUGUAGUCAUUGGAGCCCAGCGUGAUUCCUGGGGGCCUGGGGUCGUAAAGGCUGGUGUAGGAACCAGCCUGCUUCGGCAGCUUGCCAAAGCACUCUCUGACAUCGUGAAACUUGGUAAGGAGAUUGGCACUGAGCGUCUACAAAAGGGAUUCUUCGGCAUGAAUAUAGAGCUGGAUACAGUAGUUGUCCCCUCUCCUCUUUGCAGAUGGGUACAAGCCUCGCCGGAGUAUUGUGUUUGCCAGUUGGAGUGCUGGAGCCUUUGGAGCUGUCGGUGCCACAGAAUGGCUGGAGGUAAGUUCGGCUCCAAUGUAUUGGUCAGUUCAGAACAGCCAAAUCACGCAAAUAGCUAAUUGCUGCUGUUCCUUUACUCUCUUCAGGGCUAUUCCUCAUCUCUCCACAUGAAGGCGGUUGCGUAUAUCAACUUGGAUGCAGCAGUUUCGGGUAAUUGUCAUUAAAGAUUGCAUGUGAUAGAGGGCGUUCCCUGUAAAUUUAAUACUGUAAAUGUGAUUUGAUGAUUAAGUUGGAUAAUAUAAACUGGAUAAAUGUGUACAACAGAUUUGUCCAAAACAAUCUUAAGAAGGGUGAGUGUGUUUGCGUUACACAUAAAAAAUAAACAAUCCUGGUCAUUUUCUAGACUAGACUGGCGCAAAAGACUGAGGGCACUAAACUCUUGGUUUCUUCUGCUCAUUGGACUAAAAACACACUUUGAGGCUAAACUUCCCUUGGAGAUCUUUGCCACUUUGAUUUACUGAAAUUCAGCCACUUGGGGUAGGGGCUGUGGCCUUUAACUGUUCCAUAGAAUUAACUUCCAUAAGAGCCUAAGAAGAGUCUGCUGGAUCAGGCCAGUGUCCCAUCUAAUCCAGCAUCCCAUGUAGAGAAAAUGCAGGUGGAAAAGACAUUGGAAGUUGUAAGAUGAAAACCUACAAAUGCUCCUGCUACAACCUCAUUAUUAUGGGAGCAUCAUGCAAAAAUCCUGUGGGACAUGAAUCUUGUCCCUUACAGUCACAUCAGAGUUGCACCCUCCUUACUCCCUUAAGGUAUUAGUUGAGAAGCAUUUAGUGUCCUUGUUUCUUAUUUUUUUGCAAAAAGGAAAAAACUCAGCUUCCUUGCACCUGAGGUAUGUAACUAGUGCUUGCAGGUAAACACCACCUCUCCAUCCCAAAGGCUGAUAAUGAUGAUGUACUUCGUUGAAAUUAAAAUGGAAGUGUAUAUGUAUAGCCACAGUCCAUAGCUGCACUGCAGAUCAUCAGUCCAUCUCAGUAGGCCUUGAACUAAUACUUUUAAAUUGUACCCCACAGGCUCGAAGGACUUCAGGUUCUCUGCCAGCCCCAUGUUGAAAAGGUUGUUGGAAGACGCAGUCACAGGAGUGAGUAUCGUCUCUUGAAAGUUCCAGGCAGUGACCUGGAGAAGCUGAACCAUAAACUUGGUACUGGGGCCAUGUUCUGUUCCCCCGCACAGAGGGUCUUCAUCAAAAGCUUGAGAAACACUCCACAGCCAUAUGUAUGAGUCUUGCUACCUCAAGCUCUUUGAUGGCAAAAGUGGCUGGGAAUACCUGUCGAUAACAAAGCAUCCUUCAGAAUUUUGCAGAACACUAGAGUCUUUAGACGAAGGGGUGGAAGACUGUACUUUAUCAGGAGAAGGUUUUAUUGAAAUGUGCAUCUUUUAUUCACUUUUAGAUUACUGUGUCGUCAACUGAUCUUCGUUCCACUUUGGCCAGAAAAGAGUAAGUAUCGUUACAGACGGGUGGCUGCGGUGGGAAAUCCUUUUGGUCCUGGUAGUAUAACGUAAGGUUACCAGACAUCCCCGUUUCCCAGGAACAUUCCCCAGAUUUACAAAUCAGUCCCCAUACAAAAUCCAUUGAAGUUGAAAAGUGUCCCCGGAUUCAUUGAAAAAUAUCUGGUAACCUUAGUAUAACGACCUGUAGUACCUGCUCUGUUCCAUCCGCAGCAGAUGGGCAUCAGUUUUGCUUCUUCUGCCCAUCUCCAAGGCUGCCUUGAGAUCUGGCAUAAAAAAAGAUGUCAGUUUAAAUCAUCAGAACAUUGGUCUUACCUUGCCAGUGCUUUUUCUUGGGUAACAGGGCAGGCAUAAGACAAUAACUUGGUUGUCGAAUGCUUUGGUACAUGUACAUUUCGGCUCCCGAACAAUUCAAACCUGGAAGUGAAUGUUCCGGUUUUUGAACUUUUUUUGGGGAAGCCAAUUGUCCGACUGGGCUUCCACAAUUGUUUCCGGCGCGCCUGCGCAAGCGGAAGCCGUGCCUUGGGUUUCCGAAUGUUUUGGAAGUCAAACGGACUUCCAGGAUGCAUUCUGUUCAAAAACCAAGGUACAACUGUACAAACUUUUGCAACCCAAAAAGCGAGAAAUAGGCUCUUACCAAAAGCUAGAAAUGUGCUCUCAGCAAAAGCUGAACUGUGUGUCAUGUGUACCUUGCAGUGACCUUGGGAUUCUGUUUGGCUUUUCUAACCUCUGUUGAAGUAUAUGACUCUUCAAUGCUGAGCACAGCAGCUGAAAACUUCUCCUUUUGCAGGGUCCCGUUUCGUAUUGAUGACGCAGCCUUUCCUUUUCUGUCCUACUCGGGGAUACCAUCUAUUUCAUUCCAGUUCUGUAAUGUAAGUUGGUUAAUGCUGUUCUGCUUUCCUGGCCCAAGCUCAUCUAUGUGCUACCUCUUGAAAAUUAUCUAUUGGCCACAGCAGGGCACAAUACCUACUCUUGGGAGAAUUGGACUGGAGCAGUCAGUUAUGCAGAAGGCCCAUUCAGAUUUUAAAAUGUAAGCCAAAUCAUGGAGACAGGUUGCAACCACCUCCUGAAUUUGACCCUUCACUGGCUUGCAUCCUAGACCUCAUUUGUUGAGAGCCACCCCGAGGAAUUAGGAAGAAAAGUAAUUGUUUGGUACUUUGUGACACGCCGUUGGACCUAAUAAAAAUACCCUGCCCCUGCAGCUUUUCUUUUACUUUUGCAGUGGUACUUCGGGUUACAUACGCUUCAGGUUACAGACUCCGCUAACCCAGAAAUAGUACCUUGGGUUAAGAACUUUGCUUCAUGAUGAGAACAGAAAUCGUGCUCUGGCAGUGCUGCGGCAGCAGGAGGCCCCAUUAGCUAAAGUGGUGCUUCAGGUUAAGAACAGUUUCAGGUUAAGAACGGACCUCCAGAACGAAUUAAGUUCUUAACCCGAGGUACCACUGUAAUUUACAAGAACCUGCAAUUUUCUGUCUUCUGAAUGUGGAAGACUUGCUAGGACAAUGUGAAGUAUUUCAAAUAGAUGAGAGAAACAAUUUGGGAAGUGUGGAGCACCAGGCAAAGAAUCUUACUCUGUUUACUUCUUGCAGAAUGGGAAAGAGUAUCCCUUCCUUGACACCCAAUUAGACAAUCUGGGCAGCCUGAUGGGGCGUUUCAGCGCCCCCUAUGAAGCGGAAAGUACAAUCCGCAAAGCAGCUGAAAUCGCUGGCCGUAUAGCUCUGAGGAUGACGCAUGACCACGAACUGUACCUGGACUACGAGAGCUACAAUAACAAGCUGCGUGACUUUAUAGGGAAGAUAAUUCCAUACCGGAAAGAGAUGCAGGUAGUGCAAAAUAACCAAGAGGUGCUGGGAAAGUGGGGUUUUGUUUCACGUUUGCAGUGGCGUGCCUGGUCUUGCGGCAGUGCUUGUGGUGUUCACAGUGGUUUCUUGCAAUGUAAAUGCUUCUGGCACUGGGUAGGGUUAAUGGAGACAAAUGUCUAUAGGGAUAGAUGUUCAUCUGUAGUGGAUCAGUGGGGGCCACCAACAGUAGGUUGCAUUGUUUGGGCCCUAACAGGAGAGCUGCUGUUCAGGACUCCAUCCUGGAUUAAGGCCCUUGUAGUGUUCAGCACAGGAGGGGAGGAUUCCUAAAGGAGCAUAAGGGAGAAAAUUGUUCUUUUACCACCCAUUUCAAAUAUUGCAUAAAAGACUUGCCUACUGUCUUUGCUUGCAGAAUAUGGGCUUGGGCCAACAGUGGCUGAUGGUUGCCCGUGGAGACUUCAACCGAGCUACAAGCACGCUGACACAAGAUAUCAGAAACACCGACCUCACCAACAGGGCUGCUUGUCGUGCUUUGAAUGACAGGAUCAUGAAAGUGAGUUGUUUCCCUUCCUCCCCAAAGGGGUGAGAAUCUUAAGGGAGCCUUUUCUGAGAGAUUUUGUAAACCCUGGUGGAGUGAAUAGCAGAAGAACCUGAUGACCUGUUGGAAUCUGAUCAGUCCCUGUGCAAAUUACAAUGACAAGGCUAAGGGCCCAAAUCCGUGAUUACCAUAAGCUAGGAGUAGUCAACUCUGUAUAUGGUCCCUCUGGUCUAAUCAGCUAGUAGUCUAGAAUCCAUUAAUAUUGAUCAUCUUUCUUUGUUGUAGAAUGUAGGUAGAAAUAUAGAUAUAUAAAAGAACACAAAUUGUCACUGCAUCUUUCUGUUGGUUUGCCUAAGAAGCUAGAUUUCCAGCGGGGGCACUGAGUAAUUUCUUUUCUGAAAAGGAGGCGGUAGGCCAAAUGUUGGGAACCUCUGUGUUAGUGGAUCUGUACAUAUGCAUCUUUACUUCAAAGACCAAAAUAACUGUCUAAGAGUAGAUAGUAAAAACGUAAAGGGACCCCUGACCAUUAGGUCCAGUCGCGGACGACCCUGGGGUUGUAACGUUCAUCUCGCUUUACUGGCCGAGGGAGCCGGCGUACAGUUUCCGGGUCAUGCGGCCAGCAUGACUAAGCUGCUUCUGGAGACCAGAGCAGCGCACGGAAACGCUGUUUACCUUCCUGCCGGAGCAAUACCUAUUUAUCUACUUGCACUUUGACGUGCUUUCAAACUGCUAGGUGGGAAGGAGCAGGGACCGAGCAAUGGGAGCUCACCCCGUCACGGGGAUUCGAACCGCCGACCUUCUGAUCAGCAAGCCCUAGGCUCUGUGGUUUAGACCACAGCGCCACCCAUCUAGAGACAAACACUUUGAACUGUGUGGGAGAGGAGUUUUUCCCUUACCCAGGGACUCUGGAAAAAACUGCUCUGCUGGAGGAAGGAAAUGUCUGAAGACUCUGCUGGGGCUCCGUAUUCUCCUGGUUUCCACAAGUCACCAACAAUUCAGAGGGUGUUUGCACUUGUCAGGGUUGCCUAAUCCCAGAGCUCUUUUUCACUUGUGUUUCUCUCUCUCCUCUUAAGGUGGAGUACAACUUCCUCUCCCCGUACCUCUCUCCAAAAGACACUCCUCUCCGGCACAUCUUCUUUGGUUCUGGCUCCCAUACUCUCCAGGCGUUGCUGGACCACUUGGGUCUCUUGAAGACAAACAGGAGCGCCUUCAAUGAAGAUUUGUUCAGGAACCAGCUUGCUCUGGCAACCUGGACGAUCCAGAGUGCUGCUAAUGCCCUUUCUGGUGACAUCUGGAACACAGACAAUGAGUUCUGAGAAAGCUGAAAGCUACAAUUAAUUCUGAAGUACAGCAACAGGGAACCCCUUCCUUUUCAACCAGUAGCACAUAACAAAGUCCCCUUAGGCCUUCAGAGGAUUUUUAGUUGUCCAGGCUGAAACUUGAGCAAUUCCAAACAAGUUAAAAUGUCCUGACCCAGAGAACAUAGAUGUAUGUAGAUUCACCUUUUAAAAUGUGCUGGCCUCUCUAACCCAAAAUUUGAGAAGGCUGAUCUUGGGCUGAGUAAAGCAUUUCUUCCAAGAGAGGCGCACAAAGCAACCAGAGCAUUGAACUCAUAAGAAUUGUAAGGGCUCUUGGAUUCUUAUGAAUUCAACCUGACCUCCCAGACUCUUCCAGAGCAAAGUUGUCGUGUGACUUGUGAGCCUAAAAGCUCCCAUGUCUUUGAUCCUAUUAGGAAGUAUCUCCCCUGGGUACAGAAGCUCUUCCAUAGACCCCUUGGCCUCUGGGAUACAGCCAACACACCUUGACAUAAGAUCUGUCUAGCAGGGAAUUAAAAUGAAACCUUUCGCCUUCCCAAUAGGAAUUGAGAGAGUCCCAGGUGAAAUUCUCCUGUGACUUGCUCCUUUCCGUACUAAGGAAGGCCACGCCAAAGAAAUGAAGGCUAUAGUACCUUGAGUGGUCCUGUGGUACUAUUUAAAAACUAAAACAAUAACCUACGAGGAGACUGGUUGUACUCAAGCCCUUGCUGUGAGGCCUUUUCAGUAAACGAGAAGUCUCUUGGCCUAGUCUUAACUUGCAGCACUUGUUUGAGAGACUGACUCUGCAGACUUGGUAUCGAGGUAUUUAUUUAUUUAUUUAUCAGUGGCAGUGUUCACUAUAAAUGGUAUUUGUUUUUUCUACAGAAUAUAAUUAUCGGAAGCAGUGACUUCCAUAAUUAUGACAGUUAUACUGUCGUUUUUGAUAAAGCAGCAUCUGCUAGUACAAUCCAACCAUGAUAACUGGAAUUUUUGCCACCAAGCCUUCAGUGUUCUGCAACAGCACCAUCCCUUCGGAAGAUUAUUUGGGAUUCCGGAGGGUAGGGACAUCGUCUCAUCUCUUGGAGCAUGCAGUCCAAGCAGGUGAGGGGAAGUCCCGGGAGGUGUUACUCUUGCUUUUCACUCUCAGAAGAUAGAGCGAAAGCUGUGAGCUGCACCUUCUGCCUGACCCUUUCAAUGAAAAGCUUCCUUUGACUGGGUGCAACCAGUAUGUGAUGGGGAUUUCCUUCAGUAGAUCUGGAGCCCCAUCAUUUGGGAUUUCUAUCAGUCCUCUGACUCCUGGUUGUGUUUAGGCUGAUGCAAACCAUUGCAGGCUUGUGUUGAGCUGUGCUUGACUCCAACAGCAGCUCUUGUGCAGAACUUCCAGCACUGCGAUGUAUCAUGAGAACUUGGGUCACAUUAUCGGGAGCAGUGUCUCCCAUAAUGUUAAAGAACAAGGUAGUUUUUGCCUACCACAGUGUUGUAUCGGAGGCAGUGACCUCCAUAUGUUGCACUAAGGGUGUCUUAAUUAUCGGGGACAGUGUUUCCCAUAAUUUUUUUGUAAAUGCUCACCAUGCAAUAACACCUGCAGAGCAUGAUCGUUAGUAUCUAACAUGUAUAUUCAAACAUCUGCAACUGUCUGUCUUUGUCUGGUCUCACUUUGUGCUGGAUGCAAUAACUACUUUAGUGGCUCUUGCCACGCUGUGGGCAAGGCCAGGGUAGUAAUUGGCUGCCGCAACUAGUUUUAUAUUGCUGAGAACCUUGGAGACGACUGAGCAGUGGGCUUUUGCUGACUCUUGGUGAAGCCUGACCCUUCUUUCUCUUCUCUUUUGUUCAAAUCUACUUCUAAGACUUCAAGAAAAGGCUGGAUGAAUGUAUAUAAGAGUUGCUUAUGGCUAUAAAGAAAUUUGUGUUAAAAUGUGGGUGUCGGUUGGGAAUGCUUCAAGAGCUUGAGUGGAUGAUUCUGAUCAGUUGCUUGCACUGAAAUAACUGAAUCUACUGUGAUUGUUGCACUUCACUUUUUUUACUUGGCUUCUAGUACAAAAAUCUGGUUCAUACAUCUGUGGGAACAUCCCUUUAGAUAUUCCUCAGCAGAAACAAGUUGUGUAUUCUGGCUCUCCAAAGACUCAGGCUGAUAAAGAUGCUCUCCAUACUAUUCAUAAGUGCUGCUUUUAAGGCUCUUUGCUUAAAUGAGCAGCUUCCGCACACUGGGAUUUCAUGCUUUGUGCUGGAGAAAGCUUGAUGAGCUGGGCACAAGGAUGGAAAGUCAUGUGUUCUUGUAAAAUCUCUUCCACGUCGUAAUUCUGUUUACCCCAGCUUUACCCAACUUGGUAGUGCCUGCAGCUCCAGGGACUCAUGGGGAUUGUAGUUUAAAAACAGCUGGAGGGCACAAGCAGGUUGGUUAAAGCUGGUGUAGAUAAAGUCAAUUACAUUUCAAACCUUUUGUGUGUGAGAGUGAAAAAAAUCUAGCUUGGUAAUUUCCCAUGCGUGGUUUUCUUUCCUCCGUUUCAUGAGGCCUGUGAAUGCCGGGUCAUCAAAGUAGUAGCGGUCUUCCCAUAGCGCUGCAUGCAUCUUGGGUGGGUAAUAAAGCAUAGACAUAGUUACUGGGGAAAAAAUUGGACUGAAUCUCAAAUAUAUAAGCUAUGUGUAUCUCUGAAAUUUGUGUUUUGUGCUGUUGUGCUAUGAGAUUAUUUAGAGUUGGGGGUUGUAAUCUUGGUGUUAUGGCUGAUGAGAACUGCAAGACUUGACUGUCAAUAAAGAACAAGGAAGACUUGCCUGUGAAGUGGUUUAUUAAGCUACGUUAGUGGAUAUGCAGGUUCCUAGGAAGCUGCUAAUUACCGGCCUGUUCUGUAGCCUGCCCAGAAAUAAAAAGUGCAGACCAC